GGCACACACAGCAAGGCUUAUUCUGGAGCUGCUCUUUACAAGAAACGAAAACUCUCGUAUUUGGGAUCGACGGUCGGCUCGGAACAAUAAAGCCUUAGUUCGAGCAAAGUAUUGCCAGCUAGUUAAAGGAAUAUUUCCAGCAGGCUCCAAAUGCAUCUCGCUGAACACUCAGCAGCUCGCUAAAUAUGCCCCUGGGGCAGAACCGCUCUGGUAAUUAUAAAGACCCCCCAACAGCAUCCUCUUGGGUCAGCGCGCUGCCUGUUGCCCCGUUUGGGAGGCCACUCAGUGGUGCGGGCUGGAUUUGUACCCAAGACUUGGGCAUCCCUCCCUGCCAAGAGCGGCUGUUUUGGCCGGGGAAAAGCUGACUGUUUGAUUUGGGAGGCCGGACCAGAGCCGCUUGGAUGCUGACCCUUGUCUCCUGUGUCGGCAGAGUGGUGGUCCUCUUGGCGGCUGUUUCGGUGACCACGUCCAUCACCAUGUCAGGAGAAUGGGGAGAAGAAGGGGUGACGUAUGCCCAGCUGGGGAAAGAAGUGAUCCUGACGUGCGCUGGAGCAAGUCCCGGCUCCUUGGUGGAAUGGCGGUGGAACGGAGGCACCGUCCUCCCAGAAGACUCGGCGGUGCAGGCUGGACAGCUUCUCCUGUCCCACACCCAGCUCUCCUCCGAAGGGGUCUACAGCUGCCACGACACCAGCGGGGUCCUCCUCAGCUCCACUGUGCUCCGUCUCGGACGCCUGCCAGGGAAGCCUUCCAUCUUGUGCACGGCACCAAACUAUGAGGACCUUUCCUGCUUCUGGGCUUCCACCGUCGAGACCUUCCUGCCCACCAGAUACAUCACUUCCUACAGGAGUGGAUCCCUGGAUCUUGAAUCCAAGAAGCAAAGGUCUCUGCCCAUUGUGGAGGGCCCCUGCAUCCAGGAUCCUGCCCACCCGUUCUCUUGCACCAUCCACCAGUCCCUGUUCUGGACCGGCUACUGGAUCAACGUGACGGAGGUGAAUCCGCUGGGCUCCAACUUUCGCCUCCUGAACGUCAUCAUGCAAGGCAUCAUCAAGCCAGACCCACCGGAGCAUCUUCGGGUAGAGCCAGUGCCUUCGGUGCCCAACCGGCUGCAGGUGAGCUGGGAAUACCCUUCCAGCUGGACCAAGGAGUUUCACUUCCUGCUCAAGUUCCGCCUGCGAUACCGACCCGUCACCUCCACUUCCUGGGCUAUGGUGGAGACGGCCAACGUGUCCGAGGUGAUAACAGAUGCCUUCCUGGGCUUGCUGCAUGUGGUCCAGGUGAGCGCGAAGGACUUCCUGGAUGCUGGGAGCUGGAGCGAGUGGACCCCUGAAGCGUGGGCCAUGCCGGCCACGGGACAAACUUUGGUACCCAGCGAAACAGCCACUGCAGCCAUCAAGGCAGAAAGCCCAGCGGAGGAGCCUUCUCUGGCCCCCAACAAUGGCCCCAUUGGCCACAGCGACCCCACGGAGAAGGUGGCGGUUCUGGUGUCGCUGGGCGUCUUUGCCUUCUUUGUCCUGGCGGUGAUUCUGGUCUUCGCCUUUCUGAUGUGGGUCCGAAUGAAGAAGCACAGCAAAGAGGCCACGAAAAACCACGACCUCCUUGCCGCUGCCAUCCACAUGAAGGCCUUGCCCAAAGCUCAGAUCUUGUAGCAAGGACCUCUCCCCCCUCCCCACUGGCAGCAGACCCCCCACGCCAACAAGAGGGACAUCAGCGCCACUGACCUCGCCAGUCGCAGCUACAUAUUGACUGGGGGGCACUGAGGAUGCCCCUCUACUGACCCCACCACCAUGGAAGGACUCUCUUGGGAAAGAAGCUCAUCAACAGGACAUUUGGGGGUGGUGUAUUGGCCCUGGGGGGCACCCCUGCUGGCUGAGCACCAGCCCCCCCAAGACAUCCUCUUCUCCCCAUUUCCUCAUGCAGACUGAAUGCUGUUUUGGGACUGACCGGCAGCCUCUGAACAGCUAAGGAGGAGGAGAAUGUUGAGAUUUCGUUGCCCACCGAGCCUGGCAGGGGGCGCCAGUAGGUGUUGGCUGGCACAGCUUGGGGCAAAAGGACC
Molecule: messenger RNA, 2053 nt
Organism: Podarcis raffonei (Aeolian wall lizard)
Lineage: Eukaryota; Metazoa; Chordata; Lepidosauria; Squamata; Lacertidae
Gene: IL11RA
Product: interleukin 11 receptor subunit alpha
Exons: 13
Coding region: 402-1646 (414 amino acids)
Biological process (GO): cytokine-mediated signaling pathway
Cellular component (GO): membrane; external side of plasma membrane
Molecular function (GO): protein binding; cytokine receptor activity
Source: RefSeq, a predicted model, not a curated record